AUGCCUUCACAGCCCUCCAACGCCGGCAUCGUCACCGACGAGAACAGUGGCAGCCGCGAGAUCCCCCAGUCCGUCCGCGCCGACGGCAGCACGCGCAGGGCCAUCAAAAUUCGCCCUGGGUACCGGCCCGCCGAGGACGUCGAGGUCUACAAGAACCGCACCGCCGAGGCUUUCCGCGAGCGGGGCAAGAGAAUCGGCAUCCCGGGUGCCGCCAGCGCCGGCGAGGACAGCUCGGAGCAGGGAUCUGCCGCCAGCAACAAGAACGCCAAGAGGCGCGAGGCUCGUAGGAAGGCCAAGGCUGCCGACGGCGACGGCGAUGCGCCCAUCACGGAACAGCCCAAACCCGAGGAGGUCGACCCUGAUGUUGAGCGCGAGAAAAAGGCCCGGAAUCUUAAGAAGAAGCUGAAGCAGGCCAAGGACCUAAAGAACAAGAAGGAGGGUGGCGAAGCUCUGCUGCCGGAGCAGAUUGCCAAGGUCAUCAAAAUCAAUGAGCUGAUUCGGGAGCUGGAUGCGCUUGGUUUCGAUGCCGAAGGAGAGCCCAAGCCCAAUUCGGAUGCAGCUCCCACCAAGGGUGAUGACAAGGAGGAUUGA
This is a messenger RNA of Ilyonectria robusta, 591 nucleotides long. RefSeq lists its product as uncharacterized. The transcript has a single exon. Gene Ontology annotation, molecular function: RNA binding. Gene Ontology annotation, biological process: exon-exon junction complex disassembly. Gene Ontology annotation, cellular component: cytoplasm; exon-exon junction complex. Bases 1 to 591 code for a protein of 196 amino acids. The record is from RefSeq and is a predicted model, not a curated record. Lineage: Eukaryota; Fungi; Ascomycota; Sordariomycetes; Hypocreales; Nectriaceae.